AAACUCAGUCAGUUUCCAACCGAUUUUCGUCAUUUUUGCAGUAAUCGAUUGGAAAAUCAACCAAGCACCCGUCCAAAUGCAAAAAGUUGUAAUCUGAUUGUUCGAACGAUUGUACUAUUGAAAAUUGUCAAGCCUUGUCGAAACGCAAAUGUCGACCUCUGAUUGGUCGCACAAUGCUUCUUUCCCUAACAAGGUCGACAGAAUAUACCUAGUUGACUAAGAAUGUGCGCUUUGUGUUUUAUGUAUAAUUCAUUCCAUGAUUGUGCCGAUACCACACGGACGUUGGUUGCUGAUCGUGAAGAAGAAAGAAAAGCCGGGUUUCAAUCUUUGUCAGGGCGAAUAUCGCGCGCUAUCUGGACCAUGAAGCAUUUAUGCGAUAAUUCAAUGAAAUUUGCAACUGCAGCAACCAGUCUUUUUCAAGGCUGCUAAAUAUAUUUGGAAGAGCAUAAUAAAUGGUUAUUACUAAAUUUCAACUUUGAUUGCAGUUUGAUGCUGCUGCAAUUGCGCAGCAGUGUGAUGUAUAUUACGAUUCAUUAACACUGUGCAUCACAAGCGGUAUAUGCGAAACAAAUCCGAUUCCAAACAGAAAAGUUCAGCAAGUUCUGCUCACGGCGCUGAGUCCGUUUUAGAAAAUUCAUAAAACUUCAUUAACAAAUAUGUAACGUCUUUAAGAAGACGGUUGUUGCUUGACAUCACAGCAUAAUUACGACCCUUAUAUCCGAUACGAGAACGGGAACAUCUUCUUCCUUCAAGCCGUGCAACACACGAUACAUGUUAUAUUGUUGCCUUUAUAAGGCAACAAUAGGUUGACAAGAGAAAUGUAACAAUUUACUUGGAGCAGCAAACGUACGGCGGUCUGAACCUUGCGGCAAGUGUAAUAGUAGAACGUUUGUUGUAAUCCGCCAACCGGGAAGCAACCUAAAAUGUUUCUCCUUACAACGAGGUACGACCUGUUGUGACAAAUUUCCUGGCUCCUUUGUCGCUUGCCUCUGGUGCCAUCUCAAUGAUGAUACAGUUGUUGCCAGGAACACAGUUGACGAUAAAAUAAUGCGCUUUCACGUUCAAAUUUCGCUUAAAUACCGACAAACUGUGAGCAGCGUAGCCCAUCCUCUUUUUUACGAACGUAGUAGAAUGAUAUAACUGGAAAUAAUUUUCCCAGUUAUCUCAUUCCACAACGUGCGUAAAAAAUCUUUGUCAGAGCGGAUAUCGCGCGCUAUAUGGACCAUGAAGCGUUUAUGCGAUAAUUGAAUGAAAUUUGCAACUGCAGCAACCAGUCUUUUUCAAGGCUGCUAAAUAUAUUUGGAAGAGCAUAAUGAAUGGUUAUUACUAAAUUGCAACUUUGAUUGCAGUUUGAUGCUGCUGCAAUUGCGCAGCAGUGUGAUGUAUAUUACGAUUCAUUAACACUGUGCAUCGCAAGCGGUAUAUGCGAAACAAAUCCGUAAAUGUCAAUUCACUAAGUUUUCAUCAUUACAAACCAGUCACUUCUUACAGCAUCUCGAUCAUACUCAUGGUUCAUAACAAUUUACAGUAGGGGCAUCUUUGCCGAUUGAGGAUUCCGGCCUUUCUCUGGUUAAACUCCGUCUUCUUACAGUAUCAUGAAAUACAAACAAUCUUCAUAUUCAUAUACUUGACCAUGGAUUCCGACGAUACCUUCGGAAAAUUAAAAUUCUUUCUGCUUUGUUUAUUUUAAACAUUUAACAAGGCUGAAAUUAUUAACUGUUACUGCACAGUUCAAUUGUCUGGUGAAUACAACUAAUAUCAAACAUUUAUGAAUUGAUUAUACGAUUUUUUUUAUGUUUCUUUCAACAGAGUCGACUUGAGCACAUCGAUUAGUGCGUUUUCGACGUAGAAUUAUGUCUUACGGCAACAUAUAUAGGGGUACAAACUGUAAAACCGAAAGCAUCGAGAGCGUCACGAAUAUUGCCCACUUUCAAAAGUUCUGAACUCAGCUAGUUUCCAACGGAUUCCGUUUAUUUUUAAAGCAAAAAUAAUAUACGAAACAAAUACGGAAAAAUAUAUCGCUUCACACCAUUAAAAUGAUUAACCCUAAUCGAGUGUAUUUCCAAAGCUGUUGCAAAAAAUUAUUGACAUAAGACAGGCUGUCGUAAUUCUACGUUAACCUUGCGGUCGUUUCGUAUAAACAACCUCUUCCACUUUUUUGUAACAAAACUGAUUUUUCACCAGAGCAAUAUCAACUAAACAUGAAAAAAAAACAUAAUGAUUAAGAUUUUAGAAAUGAUUACGAUGUGCUUUCGUUUAAUUUUAUCUAGAAAAAUACACGAAAUGAAAAAAAAAAAAAAGGAGGCACUCAUUUCCCCUUACUGUAAGCGAUUUUAACUUAGUCAUGAAUGAAUAGAACCACACAGAAGAAAAUGUUUCACGAGAAGCGAGAGAAAUCAAAUGUGUACCCUAGACGUAGUCUCGCGUCAAAAAUAGUAUUAUAAGUUCACAACAAUCACUUAUCAUCGGUCAACAUCAAAUUGUUUCGACACGUUGUCGAUCUGCUCUAUAGCACAAAACAAUUACGUUUUAAUUGUCUUUCUGGAGUAUGCAACAGUGCAAUUAUCUCAAGCCUCGCUCGUGUUUGUAAACACAAAAGCUUCAGAGUGUUUGUAUCAGACCUGCUGAAAAUUCAGAGGCCAUCGAGGUAGCACUUGAAAAGUGGUAAUUUUUCGAGUUUCUGACUUCUAACAUAUCAAACAAAUUCAUCCAAUAUGCGAUUUUAUCGCAACAGUCGAAACAUACCUCAAACCAAGGCACAUCGACCUGACAGUCCCCGAGGUGUUGCUCAUAAUUAAAGUCCAAAUUCGACGCCCGGAAUUCCGGCAACAAGAAAGAGAAUGAAAAUCGAUUAGACACCACACUGAAACAACAGAAUCGUAGGCACCGCCUCAUUCGACCUACAGCUCCGUCCCAGACCACGGAACAGCGAUAACAAUCUCCAUAAUGUAACUCAAUUUGGCUGGACGCACGCUCACGUAGCACAUCGCCGUCACCUCAUUUCGGUCGCCAUUCGCCAGAUGGCGGCGAAAGAGGAGUGGAUUGGAUUGGAAGUCCCGAUUGCUGCGACAACCGACAGUUCCAGUAACCUUAUAACGCGGUGACAAAUUACUUUUGUUUUAUUCGUUCCUAAUUUCGAAUACAAAAAGGAAAUCGGUAACAGCUAUAGCAACUAGUGUGGUGGCCUCUCACCUAUGAGUGACAUGAGGUGACAAAUUUACGAGCUUUUAAUAGCUGAUGGAAUGAAUGCAUUGAAUGUUUGGGUUCGUUGAUUCCCGAAAAUAUGGUUCACUCUCGUUAGCGGUGCGAUGACACAAGCAUAAGUCGGCAGUGGUGUCCAUUUGAGCGUAAUUACAGAGUCUCCACUAGCCGACACAUAUCAGGGUUGGAAAGUCGAUGUCAUUAGCACGUUUUACAGCGCGUUUUCAGCCAAUUGGCAUCCCGUUGGUGUGCCGGGGUAAAUUAAAAGAUCAAAUUAGUAAUAAUUGUGCAGCAAUCCAACACCCUCGCUUUGGUAUGUUCCUUUUGAUGUGUGUAGUGGCUGUUUGCUGGCGAAGUAAGAGCACUGUCAAUAAUAGCGCCAAUUAUCGGUCAUUUCGCUUUACUUCGAUAACCCAACCUCAACAUUGUUUGAAUAAAAGUGACAGUAAGCGCCGGGUUCCGCGAAGGAUAGGAUCUGAUGAGACUAGUGCAACGAUGAUGUUGAUAAUGUUCGCCAUUUCUCCAACAGCUGAAAUUUCAUCCUUUCUGACAGUUAAUUGGAGUUGUAUUUCUUUCGUCACUUAACAUUUUAUUAAUUUCUCCACAAGGCCCGUGGUGUCACAUGCCGAACAGCGAGCAAAUUAGUAGAAGCUGUGUGUCUUCUGCUACUUUGCACGCGAAGAAUUACUAUAUGAACUGUAACACAUUAAAUCGUUCUGCUGACACAUCUCUGGUUCUUGCCUGCACAAAGUACAAUUGAGCGCAACACUAAUAACAGAGGCUCGUAAACGGCUCCCGGCAUCAUUCGCAAUUCAAACUAUUAGCACCCCAUUUGAACUGAAACCGCGCGUUCCCACUAAGUCUAAGCGGAAAAUGGCGUUUAUGAAAUAGAGCGAAACAAAAAAUAGUGAACCGACAGCAAAACGUCAACAAACAGUCUUUCGGAACGGUGCACUGACUCCUCGACAAUGUUGCUGAAGAGAUGGUGCUGCGUUCAAAUCUUUAAUUGCUGAAUGAUAAUAAGAACGAAGGAAUAACAGAGCAAAGAAACGAUCAGGGGAAAAAUGACGUCAAUUUGCUGCAGUUAAAAAUUACAACACGCAACUAUUCAUUCCUGUUUCCCAGCAAAACCUGUGACUCCUGUUGAGCGAGCUUUCUUAGUUCUUCGGUACAGAAGCAGACAGAGAUACACAGCAUUGCUUUUCAAUCUUAGCAUACGAAGGGCCUUCGAGAAGCCGGUUUGGAACGUCAUUGGACCUGGAAGUGCGUGAGACAUUAAUUGAUUAGUGCAACGGCAGCGUCUUUACAUUGUUGAGAGCCAAUUGUUCCCUGCCCAUAGGGGAUGCAAUUACUUUCAAUUGUUUUUUUUUCUUUUGUUUUUUCGGAGUAUUGCAAAUAUCUUCCAUAAGCUGUCAUGUUUAACUGAAUGAAUAAAAACUUAGCAGUGUAUUCUGGUCUGGAAAAGGUGAACUGAUAUUUUUAUUGAAAGCAAAAGUUGCAAGUUAUUAGCAAUAACAUUAUUAAUAGAAUGUUAUUUACUUGCAGCUCAGACAUUAAGAUUUUAAGGUCAUUCGUAUAUGAAAACCCACAUUCACCCAUUAAUAUUUCGAAUAAAAAUAAAUCCCAAACGAAACCGCCAUAAAGAGCAAACUUCCAAACGAAUGUUGCGUGCGGCAUUAUACCUUUACGGGUAAACAUAUUCACAACCAAUCGCUUACAUACCAGUAAGUGUCAUAAUUACCUCGAAUCAUAAAAGCUUUUCCAUUAUCAAAACACACCGAAGCACACCUCUGUGGCAACCACCCGGGGAGACCCUUCACCCCCAGCACAGCAGUUACCGCAGCGCACUUAAUGGCCCUAAUCGCCACCCAAAAACGAACUCCCGCUCCGAAUCGUUUUACCACUUUAAUCGAAUCAACAAAUCGAACUGCAUCAGGCGGGCAGCGGAUAGCUGUGCUCGCAGUCCAUUGGCCGGCUUUUUGUUUAUUUGACUGUGCCAAGCUGCCGUUGAACAUCGGCGGCCUCCAACUCCGAUGCCGAUGCUUUCCGCGCAACCAAAUUAGCCGCCACUGUUGGGCACUUCCACUACAUGCUUUUAGAUCGCUUUUAUCAAGUAAGUUUGAUCACGACUCCAAAUGGAUCACUUUCUGAUUGGAAUCGUUCCAUGACUAGCAAUUUUUUUCUUCUUGUUUCGAAUCGAUUCAAAGUUAGCCAUUUUUUGGUUUGAAAACCAAAAGUAAUUUUUUUUUUCUACCAAUAACCAACCGAGCGAAACGUCAUAUUAUCAGUGUCAACAUAAAAAACGGAGAAAGAGUGAAACAUCAGCAACAAAGUUGUUGCGAUACUUGUUAACUCGAGUUGAUUUGUUUACGGUGGUCAUUACUACGCCUUAUGGCAUCACCUUUUACAACAGCAAAGUGAUGCAAUAUAAACAUUGAACGAAUUCCGUACGUCGUCCCCCAAAUAAAAGCGGUGCCCGCGGGGUCAUACCGAGACGGGAGUAAUUUAUUGACAGUAAUUCGCCGGAAAGUAGACGGUUGCCUUUGACGGCUGCUGGUGGCCUCUCUGGAAACUGUAAAUGAGGUUAGAGAGCUAGUAGAAAUAGGCUCAUAAAACGCAGCUGGAAGAGCAAAGAAUGAGAGAGAGCGGCAGCAUCGUAAAAUCGAUUCCAGUUAGUGCUGGUGGGACCCUUCUGUUAGGAAGUAGGAGCAUGGUCAACAUAGAAGGAAAAGAAGGGGUGUUAUGAAUUAUUUUUUUUUCUCAAACGACUGUGGCAAGCCACAAAACCACGAAAAUGAUAAACGCCGCGUGUCUGAAUCUUGCGUAGCGCCAGUCGCUGCUGCCGUCACCACCACCACCGCCACCAUCGCCACCGACGGCGACGAUUGUUGUCUUUCUGUCCGUUCUGUUGAACACUGAAAAUAAUGACUUCCUCCCGCUUGGCCAGCAUGGGGAUCCGGGACUUGAAAGAAGAAUUUGAAAAAUUAGGGUAAAAAUUAGAAGCAGAAUUAAUGAGUUUUGAGCUGCGCGAGAAAGCCGAUUGAAUUAGUUGGAACUCAGAACUUUUUACAACCCGCGCUUCCAGACAAUGACUUCCGAACACAUCGAACAUCCGGGCUUGAGAGGAACACCACUGGCAAUGCUGGCAGCACAGUGCAAUAAACUGUCCAGUAAGUCACCGCCGCCCCUAGCGGAUGCCGCCGUCGGUAAAGGCUUUCACCCGUGGAAAAAGAGUCCGAUUUCUUCAGGACCACAUUCACCAAACAACCUGGGAAGUUCCCAAACGACAACCAGCAGUGCUGCAAGCAAUGUGAUACAAUCAACGGGACGAACGCUUUCAUCUUCAUCCGCCUCGUCAACCAGUCCGAUGUCAAACGUUACGACCAGUCGCCCAAUAACUUCGUCAUGCGCGGCUACCACAACGCCGUCCUACGGUAGUGACUUGUAUUUCCCGGGAGCCACCACAUCGCCAGCUUGUGCCGAAAAUCCGCACAUGCAGCAUGGUAUUCUAGGGAAAGUUGAGGGUACGACUCUCGGGUCGGUAUACUCGCGACAUCCAUACGAUUGGCCGUUUAACGCUGUUUCAGCAGCGACGGCACACAAAACCGAUAACAUGAACUCCGGCUGGUGGGAUAUGCACGGUGCGGCUGGCAGCUGGCUGGACAUGGGAAGUGCCGGUAUGCACGCCGCUACUAUGGCAAACUAUGCAGCAAGUGCUGCUGUCAGUUCCGAUUACUCAACACUGACACAUUCAUUGACAAAUACGGCUCACCUUCUUGGUACCGGGCAGCAUCUGCUGCAGGAUACAUACAAAAGUAUGCUACCAUCCCAGGGCGUCGGAAGCUUCGGUUUACCGCAUGCACCGGCUUCACCGGCACCGCCUACACCGCAAGCUCCGUCUCCUCGCAGUCAGCGCCGCUAUUCGGGCCGUGCCACCUGCGAUUGCCCAAACUGUCAAGAAGCGGAACGGCUCGGGCCAGCCGGAGUUCAUCUACGCAAAAAAAAUAUUCACAGUUGUCACAUUCCUGGCUGUGGCAAGGUUUACGGGAAAACAAGUCACCUGAAGGCUCACCUUCGAUGGCACACUGGCGAGCGCCCGUUCGUCUGCAACUGGUUAUUCUGCGGCAAGCGCUUUACGCGGUCCGAUGAACUCCAGCGCCAUCUUCGUACACAUACAGCAAAACACGUCAAAACGCACGGAACGACCUCAGCUGGUGGCAACGGAAGCGGUGGCACUGGAACAACCAAGAAAAAUUCAUCCGAUUCAUGUAGUGACUCCGAAGAGCAGCAUAGCCAAACCGAUCUCCACCAACAACAACAGCAACAACAACAACAAGCGUCUGGCGGUGGAGGCGGAGCUCCUGGUGGAGGUGGCGGUAUAGGCGGUAGUCCCGGUGCGGCCAGCCACGUUAGCCAUGUUGGUACUAUGCAACCCGGACUCUCCGGAUCUCUCGCUGCGAUGAGUGGACAUCCCGGUUCACUGAGUCAUCCAUCACAGCAACCCGGUGGACCACAUCAUCAUGCCCACACACCCAGCCCUGGGUUGGAACAUGUUAGCCAGUUGGAUGUCAAACCUGGUAUCGUUUGAGGUAUGCUUGGGGCGCCCUUUUUCAGUCACCAUCACCAGGUGGCGGGGCCCUUCUAGCAAGCGUUCUAGAAAUCCAGUGGAUAUUUAGUUCGGUAUCGCUUUUAAUGGUACAAAUGUUUUGGCUUCACUAAACGACAAAAGCAAAUUCACUGGUGACCUUAAUUUGCGAUUGCAAAUUCUGGUCUGGGUAGAGGGCCCGGUGGGAUAUUGGAAUCCUCCAUUUCUGCGGGUAACGAUGACAACGGAUCAACAAUUUGUGAUGUCUCUAAAUGUAAAUAGUAAUAAAACAAUUUUUGAUCAUUAAGCUGCUUCCUUAACCUGGAAGAGCUGUAAUUUAAUUAUUAUCACUAACUGUGUCUAUUCGUAUAGUUAAUCUGUUAUGAACGAUCUAGGGACAAAAGUCCGCACAUUCACUUACGAAUCACUGUUAAAUUAUUUUCCUUAACUAAAAGAAAAAAAACAACCAAUUAACUCACUGAAGACAUGUAGCGAAAAGGCAUGAAAAGCGAAUUAAUUUGACGUGGUCAUAAGCGUAUGAAGCGAAAAUAAAAGCAAAACUGUAAAAACAACUCGAUGUAAUUCGCUGACGAGGGCCCUACUAGUAUAAUCGUAAGCGCUAAGUAAAUUACUAUAUUUUAAUGUUUUUCGCAAGCAUCGUCAAAAACGAUAAUCCACUCUCUCACACUCACACAGACCACUUCAUGGAAGCAGCAUAACAAAAGAAAAUACUUAUCGUUAUAACUUACUGUAAAAUAAUUGUAACAUAUCAAAUAAAACGUAAUUGCACGUGAAGGGUUUUUUGUCUUCGAAUAAGCGAAAACCGUGUUCGGAUGAACAGGCACUUGUGCAAGGAUAUGAUGUUCUUGUAGCGCAAUAAAAAAAGAAUUGACAGAAAAUUAGGUUCACUGUUGUUGUGCAACUGCCAACGAUCACGUCCGAUAAAGGCAAACUAAUUAAACGAUUGAUAAGAGAGGGAGAGAGCGAGAGAGUAAAAAAAACCUAUUAUGACUGUAGUAUGUUGAAACAUGGUGAAGUUGUUGCAUUUUCGAGUAACACUCGGGCCGGCGCUAAUGGCAACGAAGACAGCCACCGUUUACGGAUGCAAGCCGGAAACAGCUUGCCCGGCGAAACCUCAUUGUUUAUGCGAUGAAUGUCCAAUUAAUCGUAAUAACCACUGAUGUAGGUAUUUUAGCAGGCAGGCGGAACAUGUAGACAGGGUAUAGAGUUGGUUCAAAGCCAGCUCAGAAAGAAGCAGCCUGCGUGCACCGCACUCAAAAGUGUAGUGAGUUUCAUCAAUAUGAUGGCAUUGAGCUAGGUAUAACUAAUAAAUUGAAAAUGUGAAACAAGUAAAACUUAAAACUAUUGAAUAUUUUAAUUAUUUUGAUAUACGUAAAGCAGAGAAUAAAAAGUUUAAAAUCAAACUGUAUGAAA
Molecule: messenger RNA, 9220 nt
Organism: Wyeomyia smithii (pitcher-plant mosquito)
Lineage: Eukaryota; Metazoa; Arthropoda; Insecta; Diptera; Culicidae
Gene: Sp1
Product: transcription factor Sp9
Exons: 4
Coding region: 6290-7789 (499 amino acids)
Biological process (GO): regulation of transcription by RNA polymerase II
Molecular function (GO): DNA-binding transcription factor activity, RNA polymerase II-specific; RNA polymerase II cis-regulatory region sequence-specific DNA binding
Source: RefSeq, a predicted model, not a curated record